Molecule: messenger RNA, 654 nt
Organism: Mycena citricolor
Lineage: Eukaryota; Fungi; Basidiomycota; Agaricomycetes; Agaricales; Mycenaceae
Source: the annotation of a GenBank genome assembly
AUGAAAAAAUACUACGAUAAGCAAAGAAAAGAAGUUCCGGAGUUGAAGGUGGGGAUGAAGGUGUACAUAGAGGGGGACAAUAUCGAGACGGACAGGCCUUCGAAGAAGAUGAGCGACAAGAGAUUGGGGCCAUACAAGGUACUGGAGAAGGUUGGAGCGGCCGCAUGGAAGCUGGAUUUGCCGGAUACGGACCGAAGACACCCCGUGUUCAACGAGUCACUGUUGACGCCCUAUCACAAACCACCCCCCCAUCGCCAAGAGAAGAGACCCGUAGCCAGGAUGAUCGGAGGAGCAGAAGAGUGGGAAGUCGAAGAGAUUGUGAAAGAACGGAAAGUCGGCCGAGGGAAACAGUACUUGGUCAAAUGGAAGGGAUGGCCACAUAGCAAGAACACCUGGGAACCAUCACGUCACCUUACCCACGCAAAGAGAGUCCUGAGAGAUUGGCAGAGGAAACAAUCCAACCCAGACACACGCAUUCGCCUCCUGCCAACGCUCAAAACUGGACACUGGGAUUAUCUCAUUCAUCGCUAUAAACCCAGAGACGAACGACUUCCAUACCCCCAACGACAACUCUUCGACCCUUACAAGAACAUCUUCACGCCCAUUGGCCUAGUCAAUGAGGACAUCGACCCUAGAGAGGGGGUAAUGUCAUAG